AUGAAUAAUUCAUACUACCACGGCAAACAGGCCAACUAUAACAUGUCGAACCAGGGUUACCAGCACUGGCAGCACUGGCAGUAUAAAUUGCAACAACAACAGGUUGCACGUACACACACACGGAGCAGAUGGAGUAGAGGGCCUCCAAAGACGACAAUUAAAACGCCUCUAGACCACACGCUGCUCCGUAACGGAGUUAUACUUUGGGCUCACGAGCCGACACCAGAUACGGGCAAUCAUCCGUCAAAGCCCUUCACUUGUUGUCGAGUCUCGGGGGGUCAUAAAUUGGGUCAUUAUAUGAGCCCAGGUUCUACAGAAGAAGGUGAUAUCACCUUAGAAAUUGUACCAAUCACCAGCUUCGGACGAGAAACCCUUCUGCAAACGUAUUGCACGACGCACCCGAAGCGUUUGGCUUCUGUGCCAAUAAAGUACAAUGGGAGUGGAAGAGGUGACGAAGCGGCAGAGCAUAAAUUGCUUGAAAGUUUGGGGAAGCCACUGUUGGGCCUAGAGAGUGGCGAGACCGGUAGACAGCUCUACCUAGAAGUCAACCACAUUUACCGUGUGUCUCUCAACCAGUUGCAUUGUUACCACGGAACAGACGUGGUAGCAAGAGAUGACGGCUUGCAGAGGGCAAGGUAUGUGCGUUUGAAUAGGGAGAGCUACGGUAAGGUGCGGGAGAUUUUUGGAUUGCCCGCCGAUGAGGCAAUCUUCGACAAGCGAGUUGCGCCAUUGGUGAAACGUAUGGAGUUCAAUCCUCUUGCGGGCGUCUUUAAGAUACCAAAUCCACCGCCAACACCACCGACAACUCCCGAACUGGACGAAGCAGCAUUGGCACAAUGA
Messenger RNA from Sclerotinia borealis F-4128, 840 nucleotides. The record is from the annotation of a GenBank genome assembly. Lineage: Eukaryota; Fungi; Ascomycota; Leotiomycetes; Helotiales; Sclerotiniaceae.